AGCUAAUGUGUUGGCAGUGUUGUCAUCCUUUUCCGUGGCAACUGUGGCCUCUCCAAAUGCAUCACUUGUUACCUGCUGGGAAUGGCAGUCGCUGACCUGAUGGUUCUUACAUUUGAUGUGAUUUUAUAUGAGAUUAUUGAUGCCUAUUUUCCACAUUCUUCCUUCAAUCAAACCACGGUUUGUAGAGUUAUUCUGACCAUGCUCUUUAUUUCCAUUGACUGUUCUGUGUGGCUCACUGUGGCUUUUACCUUCGAUCGUUUUGUUGCCAUUUGUCAUCAAAUGUUACGAGCAAAAUAUUGCACUGAAAGGAAUGCCACUGUGGCGAUAGCUGUGGUGUUUUCUGCAAGCAUUGUGGAAAACAUUCCGUACUAUUUCAUAUACGAACCUCGGGAGGUAGUUAAUGACGUUGAAUGGUCGUGCUAUGUAAAAUCAAGCUUCUACACAUUACCCAUUUGGGCCGCAUUUCUGUGGCUGGAAACGAUCCUGACUCCGUUUGCUCCCUAUGUGUUGAUCUUGCUGCUUAAUUCCCUGACCAUCAGACACAUUAUACUGGCGAACCGAGUGAGGAGCGGACUACGUGGAAACAACAGUAAUGCGAAACACACUGACCCAGAGCUGGAGAACCGCAGAAAAUCCAUCGUGUUGCUGCUCGCCAUAUCUGGCAGCUUUAUUCUCUUGUGGAUGGUUAAUUUGAUAUGUUUCAUAUGCGUGCAAUUUACUGACACGCAGUUUUUGGAAGCAAGUUUCAAUGACCCCUUCACCAUUGCUGAGUUAUCCGGGUACAUGCUGAAGUUUUUGAGUUCUUGCACGAACACCUUUAUUUAUGCUGUAUCCCAGAGAAAAUUCAGAGACGAACUGAAAAACGUGAUCAAAUAUCCUGCGACUCUUGUUCUCAAGGUAAUCGACUUAAAGAAAUGAUGCACCAAACUAUAUUUCCAAAUAACAAAACCAAUGAUCUUGAACCAUUGUGAACAGAAUUGAAUGGGUGUUAAUGCAUUAAAAGUGGUCUACAAAUGUACCAACGAUCUCUCAAGUUAUGGAAUCUUAAAAUAACACACAGAACCAAAUGAAAUAGCUUAUGCUAUUGAUUGUUCUUUAAGGUUAUUUGUUCACCUAAGUGGGUAGCAAGGGUUCAUUGGCAAUCGACCAAAUGAGACCGAAAAUUAUGGAGGCACGGAUUGGACAAUGCCGAACUAGGUACCCCAUCUAACACAGUCCGUUUGGUCCGUAUCCUCCUCUAGCGUUUCUGACCGAGUACAUGCCCAAACGUCUUUUAAACGCUAUUAUAAUGUCUGCAGCUUCUGGUAUUUUCCCACCGCACUGUGAGUGAAAACGUUGCCCCUCACAUUCCCAUUAAAUACUUUCGAUCUCGCUUUAAAUCUAUGAACCUCUAGUUAUUGAUCCCCCUACUCUCGCUAAAAUAUAACCCACCCUAUCCACUUCCCUCGUGGUGUGUUGUACACCUGUAUAUAAUCUCCCCUCCGACUCCUAGGCUAAAUAAAGUCAUGACCUACCCAACCUCUACGUGUAACCCAGGUCCUCGAGUCCUAAAAACAACCCUGUUAAUCGUAUCUGCCCUUUUUUCCAGCAUCAUGAUAUCCUUUCAAUAGCAGGGUGAUCCAAACUGAACUCCAAACGCGGCCUCAACACCGUCUUGUACAACUGUAACAUAACGUCCCAACUUAUUUAUUCUACGACCCUGACUGGCGAGACCACUUGUAACGAAACCAUUCUUUAGCACAGGCAACUGUUAUUUAGAAAACUUACCGAUCGGAACAUGGAUAGGAAAGGUUACGAGGGAUAUGGGGCAAACGCGGGCAGUUGGGAUUAGCGUAGAUGCGACGUUUUAAAGGGCGUGGACAAGUCUGGCUGAGGUCCUCUCUCCGUGCUGUGUGACUCUGUGACACUGGCCGUAUGACUCUAGCCCAAUAUGCCGACGUAGCCAGCGCAGACGAGGUCAUGUUUCCGUGUUGUGAAGCUCCAUGGUUAGAACUCUCACUUUACCCAGUUAGACCGGUUGGUCUUGGAUCCAGCCCUCGUUAUCUUUGGCUCUCCAAAUCCGUCCUGGAACCGCCGAACCAUUGAAGUCCCUCGUCUCACGACCUCUGCCAACACAGAGAGCAGAGCGGCCACCCAAUGGAGCGAAGGUUUCUGUGAGGACUUUUUCAGACUGACCAAUUCGCCGAUCCGAAUGGCUUCGUCACAACUCGAAAUUAUAACAUAUUUUUAAUAUAUUUUUCAUCAAGCAGAACAUUAAAAAAAAAGCAUGAACCUCAAAGUGCAGGAGUAACUCCGCGGAUCAGGAGCAUCUCUGAGAUAUGGAUAGCUGAUGUUUGUCAGGAUCCUUCCUCGCUCACCUGUGAAUAAACGUCUGACACAGAACAUCGCGUGUCCUUGUACUGCAGAGAUUCUGCCUGUUGCAAUGUGUGACUCCAACACUUUAUGUUGAAAGAAAGAUUCCGGCAACUGGAGUUCCUUGUGUCAACAUUAAAAACGGGGUAUGCAUUUGAAAUAAUUAAAAUAAUAAAAGUACAGACAUUUUCUUACAAUAGCGUGUUCACAUUA
This is a messenger RNA of Leucoraja erinaceus (little skate), 2565 nucleotides long. RefSeq names its product probable G-protein coupled receptor 139. The coding region runs from base 82 to 918 and encodes 278 amino acids. Gene Ontology annotation, molecular function: G protein-coupled receptor activity. The record is from RefSeq and is a predicted model, not a curated record. The transcript has a single exon. Gene Ontology annotation, biological process: G protein-coupled receptor signaling pathway. NCBI's taxonomy places the organism in Eukaryota, Metazoa, Chordata, Chondrichthyes, Rajiformes, Rajidae. Gene Ontology annotation, cellular component: membrane.